AUGGCGAUCGCCGUUAUGGAACCGCUCUGUGUAUGGCAGUUAGUUCUUGUCACGUGUUUACUUGUUAUUCCAAUACUUUAUCAGACUAGCAAACAGUUUAAAUAUUACGUAAAAAUUGCCGUUUAUUUCCUGUGCUCACUUUUCAUCGGUUGUGGUGUCAUCAUUUGUUCACUUAGGCGACCGAGAAAUCCAAAAAACCAUUUCGUAGUCUCAUUUAGUGUUAGAGCUUUCCUGAGCGAUCUGCUUGGCAUAGAACUGAUUGUACGAGAAGAGGAGCGGCUAAAGAAAGAUGAGCCUUUUAUCAUUGUUCUCAACCACCAAAGCUCUCUUGAUAUGAUUCCUUUGUUUAGGAUAUGGCCAGAUAACUGUGUCAGCGUUGCCAAGAAGGAGCUGAUCUGGACAACGGGCACCUUUGGCCCAGGGGCCUGGCUAUGUGGUACUGUGUACAUAAACAGGCUGAACUCUGAAAGUGCACGGAAAACCAUAGAAGAGACUGCUACUCUAAUCAAGAAUAGGCGGUUGAAAAUUGCAAUAUUUCCAGAAGGGACCCGCAACCACAGUGGGUCCAUGUUGCCUUUUAAAAAAGGUGCUUUCCACUUGGCUGUGCAGGCCCAGGUGCCCAUUGUCCCUGUGGUAAUCUCAUCAUACAAACAUUUUUACAGUAAGAAAGAGAAGAUUUUCGAUGAAGGUAGGGUGAUAGUAGAGAUACUGCCGCCUAUUCCAACAACAGGGUUGACUUCAGCCGAUGUGACGUCACUCACUGAGAAAACUAGAAGCAUCAUGCUUGAGUGUUUCCAGAAAAUCAGUGAAGAAGCCACUGCAAGGAAAUGA
Candidula unifasciata is the source of this 831-nucleotide messenger RNA. The record is from the annotation of a GenBank genome assembly. Lineage: Eukaryota; Metazoa; Mollusca; Gastropoda; Stylommatophora; Geomitridae.